AUGAAAGGUGGUAGGUUGGUGGAGUUGACUUACAGAGAUAAUUGCAAAUUCUUCUCUGCGAAGUCUUUGGGCGUCUUUGUUGGGAGAAGUUCUUUCCUGACUCCACUUCCUCGAUUUUUUGACAACGGAACUGCUCCUGGUGGUUCUACUCAGAAUGGCAGAUCUGUCAGCGUGCAUCCUUUGCCAUCAGAGGAUGUCAACCAGCCAGAGGAGAAAAUUAUUGCCAAAGUAGGAGCUGGCUCGUCAAAUGUUUCUCCUUCUAGCUCGUCAAAAGAGCAGCACUCUCAUCCAUAUCCAGAGCAACCAGUUAAACGCAGAAAGAGACACAGGAGGAAACAUGUUCAAAACCAAGAACCAUGCCUGAUGAGAGGUGUCUAUUUCAAAAAUAUGAAAUGGCAGGCAGCAAUUAAAGUUGACAAGAAGCAGAUCCACUUAGGGACUGUUGGCUCUCAAGAAGAGGCUGCUCGUUUGUAUGACAGGGCUGCAUUCAUGUGCGGGAGGGAGCCCAACUUUGAGCUCUCAGAGGAGGAGAAGCAAGAACUUAGGAAAUUCAAGUGGGAUGAAUUUUUGGCGAUUACUCGCCGUGCAAUUAACAAUAAAAAACACAAGAGGAGGAUUGGUGUAGGCUUGCAGAAGAGAUCGGAGGCCACAUUGCAGGAUGGUGAGUGGGAUGGCAAGGAAGGAUUAGAUGGCUUUUCUGCUUCAGAAGAUGCGGAGCCAGACUCAUCAGCCUCUUGA
This is a messenger RNA of Dovyalis caffra, 738 nucleotides long. Lineage: Eukaryota; Viridiplantae; Streptophyta; Magnoliopsida; Malpighiales; Salicaceae. The record is from the annotation of a GenBank genome assembly.